UUACCACAGCCACAAAGUCUUAAACCCCGCCUAUUUCUACAAUGUAUCUUAAAAUGUGAUUUAAAACCUAAUGUUAACGACACUUCUAGUCUUUUGCCUAACCCAAUCUUUAAAUUAAGACCAAAACGCACAUUUGUGUUUACAUGAAUUACAAUAUAUUUGGACUGUGUGGCUGUGGUAAUUAGUGGAAGGGCAUCAACCGGGUCCGCGCCACCAACAUACGAAGGACAGCAUCGACCUCGACCAGACAUUCGCAACGCAGGCUGUAGUGGGACAGAAACCUCGUAGAGCCAAAGAUCGCGUAUCCGUCGUCAGAUUAACCUUUUCAGUUCUAAUUGCCUCAUCGUCUCGUACAUUGCAGGUAAAUUGCAAUAAUUUUGAGCCUUUGGAAACCUGGCUGAACAAGGACACAACUUCACCAUGUCAGAAACCAUUCAGAGAAAGACUGGCUUGGCCAACUCUGCUGAAGCCAAGAAAACAGAGCUCAGAAUUAAUGAGAAGAAAUGCUCAUGGGCAUCCUACAUGACAAACUCUCCCACAGUGAUUGUAAUGAUCGGCCUACCUGCCAGGGGAAAGACCUACAUGUCUAAGAAACUGACACGGUACCUCAACUGGAUAGGGGUGCCAACCAAAGUGUUUAACUUGGGUGUCUACCGCCGAGAGGCCGUCAAAGCUUACAAGUCCUACGACUUCUUCAGGCACGACAACAAGGAAGCCAUGGAAAUAAGGAAACAGUGUGCCCUGGUAGCCCUGGAGGAUGUGAAGGGAUAUCUAACUGAAGAAGGUGGACAAAUCGCUGUAUUUGAUGCAACAAACACAACAAGGGAGAGGAGAGACCUCAUUCUUGAUUUUGGGAAAGAGAAUGCAUUCAAGGUGUUCUUUGUGGAGUCAGUGUGUGAUGACCCAGAAGUCAUUGCUGCUAAUAUUCUGGAAGUGAAGGUAUCCAGUCCAGACUACCCAGAGAGGCACAGAGAGAGAGUGAUGGAUGACUUUCUCAAACGCAUAGAGUGCUAUAAGGUUACAUACCAACCUUUGGAUCCCGAUGAUUAUGACAAGGACCUAUCCUUCAUCAAGGUGGAGAAUGUGGGCCGGCGUUUCCUGGUGAACCGGGUGCAGGACUACAUCCAGAGUAAGAUAGUGUACUACCUCAUGAACAUCCAAGUGCACUCUCACUCCCUCUACCUGUGCCGGCAUGGAGAGAGCAAUCACAACAUGGAGGGCCGUAUCGGAGGUGACUCGGAGCUCUCCCCAGGAGGAAAACAGUUUGCUUAUGCCUUGCACAGCUUCAUUGAGGAGCACAAACUGUCUGACUUGAAGGUAUGGACUAGCCAGCUGAGACGCACCAUCCAGACUGCUGAGGAGCUGAUUGUGCCCUACGAACAGUGGAAGAUCCUCAAUGAGAUUGAUGCUGGUGUGUGUGAGGAGAUGACCUAUGAUAUGAUCCAGAAAUCCUUCCCAGAGGAGUUUGCCCUGAGGGACCAGGAUAAGUACCACUACCGCUACCCAGGGGGAGAGUCCUACCAGGACCUGGUGCAGCGGUUAGAGCCUGUCAUCAUGGAGCUAGAGAGACAGGGCAACGUGCUGGUUAUCUGUCACCAGGCUGUCAUGCGCUGCCUGCUGGCCUACUUCUUGGAUAAGAGUGCAGAUGACCUGCCCUACCUGAAAUGUCCACUGCACACAGUGCUCAAACUCACUCCUGUUGCGUAUGGCUGUAAAGUGGAAAUGUUUUAUCUUAAUGUGAAGGCAGUGAACACACAUCGCGACCGACCACUUGAUAAUGUCCCGAGGGACCCAGCUCCCAUGCUGCUCCGACGGAAUAGUUAUACCCCCCUGUCCAGUCUCGACCAGUUCAAGCGGCCCAGGCUCUACAGUGCCGGCAACCGGCCCUGGCUCCCUGAGAUGCCAGAGGGGAUGCUGCAGCAAAGCCAACCUCGUAUAGGAAGCUGUUUUCUGACUCCCUGUGUGAAGGAGUCGACUAUGACAGCCCAGAAACUAGUGGCUGUUUCCGCUUCUGAGUGACUACGAAGUCACCUUCAUGUUCAGCUGGUGCCUCAGUUUCUCCCUGUGACCUGAAGCUCAUCAUCAUCCCCUCCUCCAUUUCUCUGCAUGCCAAACCUCUGGAACAACUGGUGGAAUACUGUAACCAAAAAAAAGCAGUUGUAGAAACAUCUCACGGAUGAUCAUUGGAAACAGGAUGCACCUGAGCUCAAUUUCGAUUCUCAUAGCAAAGGGUCUGAAUACUUAUGUAAAUAAGGUGUUUCAACCUGUUUUCGCUUUGUCAUUAUGGGGUAUUGUGUGUAGAUUGCUGAGGAUUAUUUAUUUAUUUAAAUCAUUUUAGAAUAAGGCUGUAACGUAACAAAAUGUGGGGAAAAAUCUAGUGGGCUGAAUCAUUUCCGAAGGCACUGUGUGUAUAUAUAUAUAUAUAUAUUAUAUAUAUAUAUUAUAUAUAAUUUUAGAUUAGAAGUUAGUCCAGUGCUCUUUAAAAAUUAAAUGAUUGUAUACUGAAAUGGUCACAUUUCUUAAUGUUGCAAGUUAUUUCCUGUGCCUUUUGUGGCAUGCUGUAUAAUAAAUAUGUGUAUAAUCAUACACAUGAAGGUUCCAAAUAAAUGUAAAGAGGUGUGACUAUAUAUUUGAUAGUUUUCCAAGGAUAGCCUGCUCUGCUCAAGAAUGUACUGUAUUCAAUACACAGCUGCGUGAAUUUUAACAUGCCAAAUGUUGCCUGUUGAUAUGGACUUCAUUGCAUCAAUCAGCUAGUUUAGCAUUGUUGAAUUGUAUUUAAGACUUUCUCCAGUAAUUGUAUUAAAGAAUCAAUGAAGAUAUAAAACAGA
Messenger RNA from Oncorhynchus nerka (sockeye salmon), 2828 nucleotides. Its product is annotated as 6-phosphofructo-2-kinase/fructose-2,6-bisphosphatase 2-like. The record is from RefSeq and is a predicted model, not a curated record. The transcript is spliced from 17 exons. The coding region runs from base 421 to 2019 and encodes 532 amino acids. Gene Ontology annotation, molecular function: 6-phosphofructo-2-kinase activity; fructose-2,6-bisphosphate 2-phosphatase activity; ATP binding. Gene Ontology annotation, biological process: fructose 2,6-bisphosphate metabolic process; fructose metabolic process. Gene Ontology annotation, cellular component: cytosol. Lineage: Eukaryota; Metazoa; Chordata; Actinopteri; Salmoniformes; Salmonidae.